AUGCCAUUUCGUUUCGCUGUUGUUUGUUCAUCAAAUCAAAAUCGUAGUAUGGAAGCUCAUAACUUCAUGAGUAAACGUGGUCUUCUUGUCAAAUCGUAUGGUGCAGGUCAACAAGUCAAAUUACCUGGAACAUCUCUGGAAAAACCCAAUGUGUAUACAUUUGAUACACCAUAUGAUUUCAUGUACAAAGAUUUAUAUAAUAAAGACACGAAUUUCUAUACUCAAAAUGGUGUUCUGCAUAUGUUGGACCGAAAUCGACGCAUCAAAGAGAAGCCGGAACGUUUUCAAGACAGUCGCGAACGUUUUGAUGUGAUAUUUACUGUGGAAGAACGUAUAUUCGAUCAAGUGCUCGAAGACUUAGAAAAUCGAGAGAAACGUACGAAUGAAAUCGUGCAUAUAAUCAAUAUUGAUGUCAUCGACAAUCCAGAAGAUGCAACACUUGGUGCAUUCAUACUUUGUGACCUAGCACAAAAAUUAGAAGCAACGAAUGAUUUAGAUAAUGGAAUUGAUGAUAUACUGUCAGAAUUUGAAGAGAAAACAAAGCGAACUGUGUUGCAUGCUGUCUCAUUCUACUAG
Molecule: messenger RNA, 576 nt
Organism: Adineta ricciae
Lineage: Eukaryota; Metazoa; Rotifera; Eurotatoria; Adinetida; Adinetidae
Source: the annotation of a GenBank genome assembly